Molecule: messenger RNA, 1071 nt
Organism: Cydia amplana
Lineage: Eukaryota; Metazoa; Arthropoda; Insecta; Lepidoptera; Tortricidae
Product: zinc finger protein 782-like
Exons: 6
Coding region: 1-1071 (356 amino acids)
Biological process (GO): regulation of transcription by RNA polymerase II
Cellular component (GO): nucleus
Molecular function (GO): RNA polymerase II cis-regulatory region sequence-specific DNA binding; DNA-binding transcription factor activity; zinc ion binding
Source: RefSeq, a predicted model, not a curated record
AUGGAGGUGAUGUAUGCGUGUCGCUGUUGCCUGCGGUGUCCUCCGGAUUUGGACCUGACGACGCCGUACACACAUCUCGGCAAAACGGAGACAUACGCCGAUAUGCUCGAACAGUGCUUCGAUAUACAUCUGGUGGUGGGCGGCUCGGGCCCGUGCGGCAUCUGCUCUAUGUGCGUGGGCCGCCUGCGAGACGCGAGCGACUUCAAGCUGCAAGUGAAAAACAGCCAGUUGCUUCUGCAGGAGGCACUGCUAGUUAAAGAGGAGCCUGCGGGCAGCGGUGAGCAGGCCGAUGAUGCGGAUGAAGACUCUGUGUCCGAUGGAUUAUAUGAAGUGCCCAUAAAGUUGGAGUUGGAUACGCUUGGUGAAGAUGAGACGGGAAAAGUGUUGGAUGAAGACCCUCUAAUAAAGUCGGAGGCGUGUAACGAUGUGCAGAGUGACUCGGGGUCAGUGAUGGCGGGGCCGGGGCCCGAGUGUUCUCGCACCCUUGAAGGAAGCACGCCGAUGCACAGUGGAGAAAAACCAUACGCUUGCGAAGACUGUGGAAAACAUUAUAGAAAUAAGUAUACUUUAAGUAAACACAUACAACACACUCAUUUAUCGUCCGGACAGGAACAUCGAGGACAUAAUUGUAAGAAACUGUAUAAUUGUAGCCAUUGCGAUUACAAUUCCAUUCGAAAAUCAAACUUACGUGCUCACGAGAGGACACACACCGGGGACAAACCAUACACGUGCAGUUACUGUGAUUUCAAAUGCAGUCAUAAAUCGACCAUACGAAAACAUCAAAUGACGCAUACAAACGAACCAAAGAAAUUUAAAUGUAGCGAUUGUAACUACGAGUGUAGCCAGAAAGGACACCUACUAAGGCAUCAGAUGAUACACACCGGUGAAAAACCUUAUUCAUGUAGCUACUGUGAUUUCAAAUGCAGUGAUAGGUCGAGUUUAAAAAAACACCAAAUGAUACAUACUGGAGCGAAGCCAUUUAAAUGCGAUUGUGGCUACGAGUGUAGGCAGAAAUCGAACCUACACAGACAUAUGUUGAAACAUUACAAACAGAAUGAGAAGCCUUGUUAA